This is a messenger RNA of Thermothielavioides terrestris NRRL 8126, 579 nucleotides long. RefSeq lists its product as uncharacterized. The transcript is spliced from 4 exons. Bases 1 to 579 code for a protein of 192 amino acids. The record is from RefSeq and is a predicted model, not a curated record. NCBI's taxonomy places the organism in Eukaryota, Fungi, Ascomycota, Sordariomycetes, Sordariales, Chaetomiaceae.
AUGUCGCAUCCCGAAGUUCACGACGUCUCCGACAGCGACCAGGAGGUUUCAGCCACUGGUCAAACUGAUACCAUGGAGGACGAAGACAAUGAAGCUCGUUCCGAAUCGGUCCUAGGUUCCGAAACCGACUGUUUCGACCGCAGCACGAUUGCGUCUAUGAUCAACCAGGUCAACGACUGCCUGUACAAUGUCCUGCAAAUGUGCGCUGAUCCCUUCUGGCGUGCGAGUUUCGAGGCGUCAGACGUGUGGCUCCGUCUCGCCAACCCGGAGGGCGUGGACAUCCCCGGCUUCCCCACCUUGACCGAGUUUCUCUCCUUUCAAGACGUCCUUGUCGUGCAGCUUGAGAUCCUGCGUGACCGCUUUCGCAUUCUCAUGGAGAUGCACCGUCUUGGGGCCCCUCUUGAGCUGCUCAUUCGUCAGCUGGAGGAGUGCCUCGAGUUAAAUGUACAGAUUGUGGAUGCUAUGGUGCCGGUUAUGGAGCGGUCCUCGAGGUUGAAUGACUUGCUCGGGGCUCUCGAGGAAGGCGAUAUGGGCUGGGAUGAGUAUGUUGAGGCACUCAGGAACUUCGGCGCCAACUAA